This is a messenger RNA of Gongylonema pulchrum, 243 nucleotides long. The record is from the annotation of a GenBank genome assembly. Lineage: Eukaryota; Metazoa; Nematoda; Chromadorea; Rhabditida; Gongylonematidae.
AUGCCACCAAUAGUGAAGAAGCAGAAGACACUGAUGAUGGAUGAGACGGCAAAGGCGCUGCUUGGCGACGACUUGCCGAAGAUUCGCCAGACGCUGCUACCCUUCGUAAAAGCACGUUGCUUCUUCAUUGUGCCGCCAAAGCCUCCUCGAAAAUGCCUUGAGCGAUUGUUUUCACUUGAAAAAAGAGCACAUUCAAAGAUCGAAGGAGUAGCGCCUAGGCAAACCAAGAUGCAGCUGAUGUGA